AUGGCUUCUCAAUCAAAACGCACAUUUCAAGUGGGAGAUGCAGUCGAAGUGUGCUGCAACGAGGAAGGGUUUCUUGGCUCAUAUUGGGAAGCAACCAUUAUCGCAACGAUCCGUAGCAUCUGCUUGGUUGAGUACAAGCAUUUUGUGGAGGAACAUGAUGAAUCUACACCUCUGAGGGAGACUGUCAAGAGGAAAGACUUGCGGCCGCUGCCGCCUAAUAUUGUGCCUUCUAGGUAUUCUAGUCUUCAAGGGCACAGAGUCGAUGCUUUUCUCAAAGACGUCUGGUGGGUUGGAACGAUUUCCAGGAAGGUAGACGCUGAUCAUUACGUUGUGUUCUUUGAGAACACUGGGGAAGAGAUUGCUUGCCCCCUUUCAAAGUUGAGGUUUCAUAUGGACUGGUUCAAUGGGGAGUGGGUUCCUUCCAAGAAACGACGUGCCCCGGUUACUCUAGAACUGUCAAGACCUGCCCCAGUUCCUUUGAAGAAGAAAGAAGAGUACUCCAUGCCAAAUUGA
Molecule: messenger RNA, 513 nt
Organism: Fragaria vesca subsp. vesca
Lineage: Eukaryota; Viridiplantae; Streptophyta; Magnoliopsida; Rosales; Rosaceae
Exons: 2
Coding region: 1-513 (170 amino acids)
Source: RefSeq, a predicted model, not a curated record